Anopheles maculipalpis is the source of this 597-nucleotide messenger RNA. It is a transcript of the gene Ak6, whose product is annotated as adenylate kinase isoenzyme 6 homolog. Gene Ontology annotation, cellular component: nucleus; cytoplasm. Lineage: Eukaryota; Metazoa; Arthropoda; Insecta; Diptera; Culicidae. The coding region runs from base 63 to 587 and encodes 174 amino acids. Gene Ontology annotation, molecular function: ATP hydrolysis activity; AMP kinase activity; ATP binding. The transcript is spliced from 2 exons. The record is from RefSeq and is a predicted model, not a curated record.
CUGUUGCUGCUUGGUGCCGCACGCAAUAUAGCCGAACGAAGCACCAAUACACAAAAACUCGAAUGAUGGUUCUGCCCAACAUAUUAGUAACUGGUACCCCCGGUACGGGAAAAUCGGAACUUUGUCAGCAGCUGGUCGAAAAGCUGGACUUCCAGUGGCAAAACGUGAGCGAAAUAGUGAGUGUUAACAAGUUUGUUGAGGAGUACGAUGAGGAGUUCGAAUGUCCGGUGUUGGAUGAGGACAAGUUACUGGACUACCUAGAACCGCUGAUGAAACAGGGCGGUUGUGUGGUCGAAUACCAUAGUUCAGAUUUUUUCCCGGAGCGCUGGUUUGCGGCCGUUUUUGUUAUGCGUUGCUCUACCUCGCUGCUGUACGAUCGGUUGCAGGCUCGUGAGUACAACGAGCGCAAGAUUAAGUCAAACAUGGAAUGCGAAAUAUUCCAGAUUCCGUUGGACGAGGCAAAAGAUGCCUAUCGUACUGAUAUCAUUUUCGAGCUGCAGAGCGAUACAAAGCAGGAUCUAGACGCUAAUGUGGAGCGCGUGCGCGACUGGCUAGAACAGUGGAAGGCGAAGCACAAUAAAGCGUAAAUUAUGGUCA